This is a messenger RNA of Colletotrichum acutatum, 1555 nucleotides long. Its product is annotated as TspO/MBR family protein. Lineage: Eukaryota; Fungi; Ascomycota; Sordariomycetes; Glomerellales; Glomerellaceae. Gene Ontology annotation, cellular component: mitochondrial outer membrane. The record is from RefSeq and is a predicted model, not a curated record. The transcript has 3 exons. The coding region runs from base 460 to 1056 and encodes 198 amino acids.
UGUCCAUCUGAGGAACGGGGGUCCCCAUCUGCUAAACUGCCACUUCAGUUGAGAUAAAAUGGGCAGACAGACAACGUGACAAUUUUCACUGCUUUGGCCCAAUGGUAUUUCAAGAAUUGACAAGCACCACAUGCACCUUUUGAUUCGUAAGUACCUGUGUCUCUGACUUGCGCUUUCCCGUUCGUCAACAUCGAAAUUCGAAGUAGAAGUCGCCAGAUUGAGGUGGUUCCUGACAGGAGACUUUCUCUACAUUGCGUCAUAGCUCUCCUGUAAGAGGAUAGCUUCCUCGCAUGUCGGACUGGGACCCGCCCCGAGGUUACUUCUCACCAUUCGCAUCGCAUGUUCCAGACGAACCGUUGCAAUUUACUUAUAAACACAACACUCGCAAUUAUCGCGUCUCGUGCCUUUCUUGCACUUCUAGUCAAUUUCCCACAGGCUAUAUAACUGAAAUCGGCCACAAUGACAACCUUCAUCCCGGCCCUGACCUUACCCCACCAGGUCUUCGAGAAUGCCGCCGCCUCGAUCCUGCUCCCCAUCGCUCUCGGCACGGCCGUCGGCUUCUCUUCGCGGCCCAAGGAUACUAAGAAGACCUAUGCCGCCAUCAAGAACCCUCCCGGCCGCCCUCCCGCGUGGGUAUUUGGUCCAGCAUGGACUCUCCUUUACGGACUAAUGGGCUACUCCGCCUACCGCGCCUUCCACACAGGCCUCUCCCCAACCUCCACCCUCUCCCAAAUCGCCGACACAAAACACGGCGCGACCCUCUACACGAUCCAGCUCGGCCUCAACCUCAUCUGGAUGCCCCUCUUCUUCCUCCUCAAGCGCCCCGUCGCCGCCACCGUCGACAUCCUCGCCCUCCUCGGCAUAAACUCCUACCUCGCCUACCUCUGGGGCUCCGUCGACGCCGUCGCCGGCGCCUGCCUCGUCCCCUACCUCGGCUGGCUCUCCUUUGCGACCUACCUCUGCGCUGGGGCCGGCUACCUCAACGACUGGGACCUCAAGGGCGCCGAGGCGCGGUACGAGGCCGAACAGGCCGCCAAGGCUGGGAAGAAGCAGUAGUGUUGCGAUUGUUACCGCUGUCGUGCGGGCGCUUGUGACUCGUGCAAUGGUCUAGAGAAGGAAGAAGAGGAGGAGUGGACUUGGUGGGCGUAUCUGCGUGCUAUGGCGUUCUAGUUGGUAUUGGCUGGCUUAUUCCUUACGUUGAGCGUUUAUUAGGAAAAGAAAUUCGAUAUCCAGGCUUCCAAGAACAAAUGCUCGACAUGUGAACUGAAAACCAUUAAGCAGGUAGACAAUAUCAGGCCAUAUUCUUGAAGAUAAGAGGCACAUAAGUGUCACAGAUCAAAGCAGCAUGGAAUCUUACGAGAAAACGGAAUCCUUAGGUAAGGCUGGUCGACAUAAGUCUCAGCAGCUGUUGAAUAAAGCAUACCGAGUCUCUUUACUUUUCUUUGAUCAUCACAGCCACCAAGUCGCAAAUAUUGCGCGAUAACUUGGUCGAACCAGUAAUGGUCUCCAAAGGGGAACCCCCCGAAUGAAAGACAGAUCGGGCAAAGAAGGAACA